UCCGAACAAGAUUGGAGCAAUUGUCGCCAACGGUCGACACAAUAUUCACACCCAACUGUCAAUCAGACAAAACAAUCAUUGCCAUUGCAAAAUCAAUUGAUUGAUUAGUCGGCUGCCUACCUACACAAUAUCCUAUCCCACAGCUUCGCGACCCACCAUGUCUCUCACGCGGCCGUCGCGAGAGUUCCUCCAUCUUCCCCGCCAAUUGGCGAGGACGACGUCACGAUCUCGACCAUCCUCGACCACCAACAACACCGCAAUUACCACCAACCAGACACGCCGCAUCAGCACGCUGCCGCAAGCCAGACCAAGCCGACAGACAGCAGCCCCCACUCAACCCCCGAUCCGCCAAACCCGCACGGUAGCAACCUUCACGCCGCCCUUUCAAGCCGGUGCCGUGUCGCGCAUCGAGACCAAUGUCGACCCGACGUCGCCCGAGUUCCGCGAGAACGAGGCCAGCAUGGCCGAGCUCAUGACCCGUCUCGACACGCUGACCCGCAAGGCGCAGCAGGGAGGUAGCGACAAGGCCAAGGAGAAGCACAUCGCCAGGGGCAAGAUGCUGCCGCGCGACAGAAUAGCUGCAUUGAUCGACCCAGGCUCGUCCUUCAUGGAGCUUAGCGCCUUGGCUGCUCACGAGGUCUAUCCCGAAGCCGAUGUGCCUGCCGCUGGCAUCAUCACUGGCGUGGGCGUCGUCGAGGGUGUCACCUGUAUGAUUGUUGCCAACGACAGUACCGUCAAGGGCGGAACAUACUAUCCAAUGACGGUCAAGAAGCACUUGAGGGCACAGGCUGUGGCUCAGGAAAAUAGGCUGCCGUGCAUCUAUCUCGUGGACUCGGGCGGCGCCAACCUUCCACAUCAGGCUGAUGUGUUCCCCGAUCAAAACCACUUUGGCCGCAUAUUUUACAACCAGGCCCGUAUGUCUUCUCAAGGAAUUCCUCAAAUCGCGGUGGUCAUGGGUCCUUGCACAGCAGGAGGAGCGUAUGUUCCUGCCAUGAGCGACGAGAGCAUCAUUGUAGGCAACCAGGGCCAUAUCUUCCUUGCUGGGCCGCCCCUUGUCAAGGCGGCUACUGGCGAAGUUGUCACACCAGAGGAGCUGGGAGGUGGCGAGAUGCACUCUUCAGUGUCUGGAGUUACCGACUACUUGGCAGUGGACGAUGCACAUGCCCUGGUUCUUGCUAGGCGAUGCGUCAGCAACCUAAACUGGCCUAGCAGCGAGUCGAAGUCUUCUCCGGAACCUUCAUAUGAGGAGCCCCUCUAUCCGGCAGAAGAGCUUCUGGGCAUUGCGUCACCUAACCUCCGCAAGCCCCUACCGAUUCGCGAAGUGAUAGCCCGCAUAGUCGAUGGAUCGGCCUUUUCCGAGUUCAAGAGGGACUAUGGCACGACACUGGUCACAGGUUUUGCGUCCAUCUACGGCCAAAAAGUCGGUAUCGUAGCCAAUGACGGUGUGCUGCUCGGCACUUCGGCCGUCAAGGGCGCACACUUUAUUGAGUUGUGCGCCCAACGCGGAGUCCCUCUCGUGUUUUUGCAGAACAUCUCUGGCUUCAUGGUCGGAAAGGAGGCUGAACGUGAUGGUAUUGCCAAGCACGGUGCCAAACUGGUCACUGCAGUGGCGUGCGCUGAUGUACCCAAGUUUACGGUCGUAGUUGGCGGUAGCUACGGCGCCGGAAACUACGGCAUGUGCGGAAGGGCAUACAGCCCUCGCUUCAUGUGGCUGUGGCCCAAUGCGCGUGUUGGCGUCAUGGGUGCCGAGCAGCUUGCUGCAGUCAUGGAGACGGUCGGAAAGCCAGACCCGGAGCUGAAGGACAGGAUCGAGAGGGAGACUGACGCCGUCUUUUCGAGUGCUCGAUUAUGGGAUGACGGUGUUAUCCCGCCUCAACACACACGCAGGUAUCUUGGCUUGGGCCUACGGGCCGCCAUGUCGGGUCGCAAUGAGGUCAAGCCCGGCGACACCAAGUUCGGCGUGUUCAGGAUGUAGAUCACGGCCACCGCCGUGCUGCUGGUGAGCAUCGCGGUGUAUUACCGCGCCGGGCGGGAACGCAAACCAGACAGGGUAUUGAUCAAUGGCGGCGUCUGAUGGGCGAUUUUCAUUUGGCAACCAUGGGCGAAUAAUUAUAUGCAAGACGGUUUCAAACACAAAAUUGAGUAUUGGAAAAUGGUGUGGCAGCUCCACUUUCAGCCACUGUCAAAACUGACCAGGAUGUUGAAAUCGACGCUACUGCACGCUAGCGAAAUGCUUCUUGGACUUUUCAGAAACCGAGAAGCCGAAGAGAGGCCCGAAUCGUCUGGACCGGGCUUUGAGCUUAUUCAAAAGCAAAUGUGAUAACUGUAGUGGGAGCGACCAUGCCGGGAAGCAGCAGGUCACCGAGACUGUGGGAUUGCUUUUGCAUGUACAUUAUAGUCAUGUCGACGGAGUAACGUGCCCAGUUUACAUGCCCUUGUUUGUAUGGCAGACUCUCGGAGCGCGGAGGCUGCUGAGCAUUGUGUUUUUACUUUUCCAAGGCGUUUCUAGCAUGUACAUUCGUUUGAAAUGAGAAACAAAAAUAGAAAAAAAAGAAAACAGAAGAGAAAA
Messenger RNA from Pyricularia grisea, 2569 nucleotides. RefSeq lists its product as uncharacterized. The transcript is spliced from 3 exons. Bases 158 to 1975 code for a protein of 605 amino acids. Gene Ontology annotation, molecular function: methylcrotonoyl-CoA carboxylase activity. NCBI's taxonomy places the organism in Eukaryota, Fungi, Ascomycota, Sordariomycetes, Magnaporthales, Pyriculariaceae. Gene Ontology annotation, biological process: L-leucine catabolic process. The record is from RefSeq and is a predicted model, not a curated record. Gene Ontology annotation, cellular component: mitochondrion; methylcrotonoyl-CoA carboxylase complex.